Molecule: messenger RNA, 768 nt
Organism: Aureobasidium musti
Lineage: Eukaryota; Fungi; Ascomycota; Dothideomycetes; Dothideales; Saccotheciaceae
Source: the annotation of a GenBank genome assembly
AUGGGUUACGAGGAUUCUGUCUACCUGGCCAAGCUCGCCGAGCAGGCUGAGCGCUACGAGGAGAUGGUCGAGAACAUGAAGAACGUCGCUUCCGCCGACCAGGAGCUCUCUGUUGAGGAGAGAAACCUCCUUUCCGUCGCCUACAAGAACGUCAUUGGUGCUCGCCGUGCAUCCUGGAGAAUCGUUACCUCCAUCGAGCANAAGGAGGAGUCCAAGGGCAACGAGCAGCAGGUUACCCUCAUCAAGGAGUACCGCCAGAAGAUUGAGGCCGAGCUCGCCCAGAUCUGCGAGGACAUCCUUGCUGUUCUUGACAAGCACCUCAUUCCCUCUGCCCAGAGCGGCGAGUCCAAGGUCUUCUACCACAAGAUGUUCGGUGACUACCACCGUUACCUCGCCGAGUUCGCUCUUGGUGACAAGCGCAAGACCUCCGCCGACAAGUCGCUCGAGGCUUACCAGAAUGCCACCGAGGUUGCCCAGACUGACCUCGCUCCCACCCACCCCAUCCGUCUCGGACUCGCCCUGAACUUCUCGGUCUUCUACUACGAGAUUCUGAACUCGCCCGACAAGGCCUGCCACCUCGCCAAGGCCGCCUUUGACGAUGCCAUUGCUGAGCUCGAUACCCUCAGCGAGGAGAGCUACAAGGACUCCACCCUCAUCAUGCAGCUCCUCCGUGACAACCUGACCGAGCCUUCGGGUGACGCUGCCCCUGAGGCCAAGGAGUCCGCCGAGGCACCUGCUGCCACUGAGGAGACCAAGGCAUCCGAGUAA